This is a messenger RNA of Strongylocentrotus purpuratus (purple sea urchin), 3051 nucleotides long. RefSeq lists its product as uncharacterized. The record is from RefSeq and is a predicted model, not a curated record. The transcript is spliced from 8 exons. NCBI's taxonomy places the organism in Eukaryota, Metazoa, Echinodermata, Echinoidea, Camarodonta, Strongylocentrotidae. The coding region runs from base 181 to 2991 and encodes 936 amino acids. Gene Ontology annotation, molecular function: protein binding; ubiquitin protein ligase activity; zinc ion binding.
GUCCGUAAAAGGUAAAUAAAAGGGAGAAACAUCCCAAGUAUUUGGCACGGCACCGAGUAAUAACAAAGGAAAAUGACAUCAAAAUUCGAUCUUUGAUUCAUCUGAAAUUGAGAUGCAUAUGCUGAACUGAUUCACUGAAGCAUCUUGAGUGCCAUAUUGUCUUGAAAAUCACUCGGAAGCAUGGUGGUCGAGGUAGAGCCAGACCUACCUCACGGUCACUGUGGUAGCUGCUAUAGCCGAGACUGCCAGGUCUCCCCCCAGCCCGGGAACGCUUGUAGUCUGGUCAACUGUGAGGUCGACUGCGGUGCCAGGUUUCAUCGAUGUAAGGAGGACGAACAUCGUCUUCUCUGCCCUAAUGCAAAGACUGAAUGCGUGAAUGCCAUCUAUGGCUGCCCUGUGGACAUACAGAGACGUCAUAUAUGCAGGCACCUGGAGGUCUGUCCAGCUAGCGUUGUUAAUUGUACUAUGGAAUGGAAUAGAUGGCCGGUCUAUGCCAGUGAACGACAGCCACAACAACCGCUACAGGUAGUGCCCGAUAACUUCAACCAGCUGGACAUAGCCCUGGCGCUGCGGGAUCAGCGCAUGUUGACCAAGUCCAUGAAGGCCUCGAAGCGAACACGUCAGAUUCUAACCAAUGCUUUGAAUCGUCGUCAUCCGGCCGUGCCUCUCGCUGCCCAGCACACCAACGACGUUCCUGAUUCGGAAGAGGAACACCGAGAGCUUGCCAGUCUAUUGCAGGUAAUGCAGGAUGAGAAGGAAGCAGCGGAUCGUGAGAGAGCGCGCACACCUCCCGGUCUGCAGCGCAGCAUAUGCAACGAGCUUUACCGAAAAACCCCUGCAAGCAACGGCACCGAUGCUGCGACACCUGCGCAACAAGAGUUCUAUCCUCUACCCAGAGACCCCUUCAUCCACUGCUCGCACUGCGCCCAUCGCAAGGAGCGACUGGACCGAAUCGUCGCAUCCAAAGCAGCGAUGCUCGAUCCUUACAAUGGUGCUUUAGCUGCAGAAGAAGAUCCCUCCCUGGUUGAGUAUGCCAUGACACCCCUACCUGAGCAUCAGAAUGGAUUUGCCCCAGACGGGGAUUGGUGCCCUGAUGGACUGUACCAUCGUGAAGGGAGGGAGGAUGGCAUCUUUCAUGAGGGAUUACCUGAGGCUGACAGACCUUCGUCACUCAACUCAACGUUAUCUAGCGAAGAAUCUGACAUCCAAACACCAGCCGUCUUCGUGACCCAGUCAACCACCGGCGACGUCUCUGCGGCGCCCACUAGGGGCCAUUCAAAGCCAAUCAUCAUCCAGCCGCCAGCGCUGUCAUCAUCAACGAACAAGAUUCACAGACUGUCUUCGUCAUCCAACGGAUCGCUAGAUAGUAGACACUCGCUGAGCCUUGAUCUCUCACUGGAGUCUAUUACUCGAUACCAGGCCAAACCAGACUCGAUGUAUACUUUCCUAUGUGCGCAGGAGUUCCGGCGAGACGAGUAUCCCUACCACUUCCAGAACGUCCACAGUGACAUCCACGGCGGGUUGAAUGGUUGGAUGGAACAGCGAUGUCCUCUGGCCCCUUAUGGGUGCACCUACUCACAACGCAGGCUCUACCCCGGAUCGCAGGGAGCUCACAUCAUCCACAGUGAGAACCUUGAGAGCUUUGGCCUGUGCCUUGAUGGCGGAGGAAAGAGUGGAAAGUCUGAGGUCUCUGGAUGUCACGCCAACGGUCAUUCUGCGAACCCUGAGAGCCAAAGUGAGAACCUGGAGACCAUUGGACUGUGCCUUGAUGGAGGACAGAGUGGAAAGUCUGAGGUCUCAGGAUGUCGCGCCAACGGUCAUUCUGCGAACCCUGAGAGCCACAGUGAGAGCCUAGAGAGCUUCGGAUUGUGCCUUGAUGGAGGACAGAGUGGAAAGUCUGAGGUCUCUGGAUGUUGCGCUAACAGUCAUUCUGCGAACCCUGAGAGCCUGAGCGUUGAAGGAAACACCAGGAACGGUGAAGAUGAAGGAGAAAGCUGCAAGUAUCCAAAGCUGGAGGCGGAGGCAAUGUCAGAAACUUUAGGAUGUAACGAUUUGAACCCUGAACAUGAUGAUAUACUGAAGACAAAUUGUAAUGUUUGUACCCCUGACACUAGCAAUAAUGAUACAUUACCUAAUGAGAACAGUACAGAAUCCAAGUGCAAUGCCUUAAAAGAUGGGAUCAAUACUAGACCAAAGGAUGUUUCUAUGGAGAUCGAGGACUCUGUUGAUAGAGGAUCAAGCGUGGAGUGUGCUUCCAAUGUGGCUAGUCUGGACCAAAGCGAGGAAAGAGUUACAGGAGCAUGCCAAGGGACUCUGGGUGCGCAACAGGAGAAGAGCAGUACUGAGGACUCUGUUGACAGAGGAUCAAGUGUCGAGUGUGCUUCCAAUGUAGCUAGUCUGGACCAAAGCGAGGAAAGAGUUACAGGAGCUUGCCAAGGGACACUAGGUGAGCAACAGGAGAAGAGCAGUACUGAAGAAUCCAUGCAGGAAACAUCGGAGGUCAAUAUGAACUCUGAGGAUCCAGAGGAUGCCCAAGCUGUGUCGAAGGUCACAGGAGCUGAUUAUUUCAGCCAACUGCCGUUUGAACUGCUGCGUUACCUGAUGAGGUUCUUGGAUCCCUUCACGAUCAACCACCUUGCGAUGGCUUCGAAGCUUCUGAGACAGGUCUGCUGCAGUCUGUUGGAGGAUCGUGGGAUGGUGGUCCUGCAGUGGGAGAAACACAAAGGACACUGGGAGACAACCAUGAAGGUGUGGCAUUUCAGCACGGCCUUCACUCCGGUCAAGACCUGGGGCUUUCAAGACAAUCCUCCCAUCGCUGAGCAUCUCAAACGGUGUCCUUACAACGUCCGCAACACGGCCACUCAACCGGUCAAGGUCAUGGGUCACGACGUGGCGAAGGUCAAACUGGAAUCGGCCAACGAUCCUCAGAAAGCGAAAGAACCCGAGCCGUUUCGACCUAGGCGUAGGAGAUUGCUCGAUAAUGAUGAUUAGUUUAGUAGAUCUUUGCUUUUUUAAAUUUUAAAUUGGAAACACUCAACUGGUCAAGGUCAG